UUGAAAUAGGAACGCAGCCAAUUACGUGUCGUGGAAAAAUGUCAAUCAAUGCAUUUUGUGAAUAAGUUUUAUAGUGAUUUUCCAAAACCGGCAAUUAGUUCAUCUAAAAUGAUUACAACGCCUAUUUUAGUUACGAUAUUCUUAACAUUAAUUAGUGGAAUAUUCUCCAAAAGUGUUGAGUUGACAUUUGAACUACCUGAUAGCGCCGUAGAAUGUUUUUAUCAAGAUAUAGAAAAGAAUACUUCAGCAUCGUUAGAAUAUCAAGUUAUAACAGGAGGGCAAUAUGACGUGGAUGUUAAAAUAGAAGGGCCUAAUAAACAAAUCCUUUAUCAACAACAGAAAAUGCAAUAUGAUUCAUUCCAAUUUACUGCACAGCAAACAGGUGUUUACAAGGCCUGCUUUAGCAAUGAAUUUAGUACUUUCUCCCAUAAACUGGUGUAUAUGGAAAUGAAUGUUGGGCCUGAGAAAGCUUUACCAGGGGUAGGAGAACAUGCAACUGUACUCACACAGCUUGAGACUUCAGCAAAUGAUAUUCAUACAGCACUUAACCAAAUUAUUGAUCACCAAACCCACCAUAGACUAAGAGAAGCUCAAAGCAGAAAAAGGGCAGAAGACCUGAACGAAAGAGUAUUCUGGUGGUCAACUGGCGAGACCCUGGCUAUUGUCUGUGUUGCAUUCGCCCAAGUCAUGAUCCUAAAGAACUUCUUUAGUGAUCGACCCACCCUGUACAAUCGAAUGUAGUUAAUUAUUAGAACCAUAAUAUUUAAUAAUAUUAAAAUAUUUUGUGCA
Molecule: messenger RNA, 789 nt
Organism: Plodia interpunctella (Indianmeal moth)
Lineage: Eukaryota; Metazoa; Arthropoda; Insecta; Lepidoptera; Pyralidae
Gene: p24-1
Product: p24-related-1
Exons: 4
Coding region: 49-741 (230 amino acids)
Biological process (GO): endoplasmic reticulum to Golgi vesicle-mediated transport; intracellular protein transport; Golgi organization
Cellular component (GO): endoplasmic reticulum-Golgi intermediate compartment; Golgi apparatus; COPII-coated ER to Golgi transport vesicle
Source: RefSeq, a predicted model, not a curated record